AUGACAGAGAGUGUAACCAACAGUGUACAUGGAGAGGCUGCCUCCCGACCUCCUCGAGAUUCGAGUGAGUUGUCCUCCAUCGAGGCGGCGUGGGAGAAAGCGCUGAUGCCUCCGUUUGUCACCAAGUUGCGGGCUAUGGUCGAUGAUCCGGCUACCGACGACCUCAUCUCCUGGAGGGACGAUGGACUUUCGUUUCAAGUUCAUUUACCCAGUGAGUUCGCCCGGACGGUUCUGCCGCGUUACUUCAAGCACAGUAACUUUACCAGUUUCGCUCGACAACUGAACCAAUACGGCUUUCGCAAGCUGGACAGCGAUCACUUUGUGUUUGGGAACCGGUACUUUGUGCGAGAUCAUCCAGAGUGGCUCUCCAAAGUGACGCGUCGACGACCAUCAAGAACGCUGGUGCGGAAAGAGUCGAGCCCGCCACACACCGCAGCACUUGAGAUCGGCAACUACGGGUUCGGGCCGGAUAGCUCCGUCAGUGCUCCGGACGUAGAGCUGCUCCGCCGCGACAAGAAGCUGCUUCUGCAGGAGCUGCUGGCUUCGCGGCAUCGCCAAAUAGAACUCGAGCGCAAACUCCGAUACAGUGAGCAACGCAUUCAACAGCUAGAGAGCAGCGUCGAACAGAUGAAGCAAUUCAUUUACCAGUCGUUCCAGUUGCUGCUGCAACAACACGGGAUCAAAUUGGAUGAACGGAAACGCAAGCGGUUGAUGAACGUGCCCACCGAGCCGGUGGCAGGCACAGCGGGUCGCUCAAUAGGCAGCAUUGAGUAUAAGGGGGAUACCGGGGAGCUCAUGACCGACAGCGUGGUGGAGUCGUACCCGCCGUCCUCGCCGCCGCUGCAGGGCCAGCAACCGCAAUCGCUGACGCCCACGUCCCAGUCGCUGGUGCUACGGAACGCUCACCCCGAAUCGAUUGAGCUCAUUCGCAACCUCAUGGCGCAGCUCCAGAUGGCCAAUAUGGCCCUGAGGAACACCGCGAACCCGACGGUUGCAGUGGUCUCCACCUCAAGCGACGCGGAGCGUGACACCGGCCUGCCGAGCGGCGAAGCACCGGCUUGGGAUGAGUCGAGCAACACCGCAGUCAAUCGGCAGCUUCAACCUGAUGGACCGCCAGCGAUGCCGACGGACAUUGCCGACUCGCGUCCGAAAGGCCCCUCCAUCCUUUUACUCGAUGAUGAGAACGAGCCCAAUCCAGGCAUGGAUACAGAGGCGGCAACAGAAAGCAUGCAUCCAGGAGCGGGUGCUCCCGAGGAAGACUUCGACCUCUCGCAGUACGUUAAUGUGGAAGAUCUUCUCGACGUGGCAGGUACCGAGUCCAUGACACUGCCUCCCGGCCAAGAUGCUGACAUGCUCGCCGAAGAGGUUCGACGUCUACUUGAAGAUACACCAGAGCAAGACUAA
Molecule: messenger RNA, 1404 nt
Organism: Cyanidioschyzon merolae strain 10D
Lineage: Eukaryota; Rhodophyta; Bangiophyceae; Cyanidiales; Cyanidiaceae
Product: similar to heat shock transcription factor
Exons: 1
Coding region: 1-1404 (467 amino acids)
Biological process (GO): regulation of DNA-templated transcription
Molecular function (GO): sequence-specific DNA binding; DNA-binding transcription factor activity
Source: RefSeq, a predicted model, not a curated record